This is a messenger RNA of Mytilus trossulus (common blue mussel), 1570 nucleotides long. RefSeq lists its product as uncharacterized. The transcript has 4 exons. Gene Ontology annotation, biological process: transmembrane transport. Gene Ontology annotation, molecular function: transmembrane transporter activity. NCBI's taxonomy places the organism in Eukaryota, Metazoa, Mollusca, Bivalvia, Mytilida, Mytilidae. The record is from RefSeq and is a predicted model, not a curated record. The coding region runs from base 140 to 1522 and encodes 460 amino acids.
AAAGUAUUUAAAUUUCCCUUUGCAUGUUUUUGUUGAUCAUAAGUAAUGUUCAUUCUAGCGUGAAAAUUAAAUCACCUCAACGGAUUGAUUUUAAUAAAUACAUGUAAAACAAUGUAACAGAUGUUAAUAUAGAAUUCUAAUGGAUUACGUAUACAAAAAAAGGUUGACGAGGAUGGAAAAGGAGGAAGAAAACACCCAGUUGCUAUCCACAAAAAGCAAUUGUCUAAAAUGGAUGUCUUUACUAGCGGGAGGACUCGCUCACGCCAUGUUAGCCUCUAAUCUAAUAUUUUAUGUUUAUAUCAAUGACAUUAAAGCACGAUUUCGUUAUGACCAAAAAGAAGUGGAGGCGUUUGCUUCAAUGUUAAAUGCUGGAAUUGGACUUGGCUUUGUACCAAAUCUUAUUGGACAAAAGUUGAAAUCAGCAUGGGUACUAGCCUUUGGAAUGGUUUUGAGUACCAUUGGUAUACUAAUGUUAUGGAGUUCUACAAAAAUGGUAUCGUUCUAUGAAGAUAAAAGCUGGUUAAUGGCCCUGUAUUUUCUUAUCAGUGGUCUAGGUGGCUCUGUUGGAUAUAUAAUGGCAUUAAGAUUCAAUGCAGACCAUUUUGCAGAUGAUAAGAGAGGCCGAGUCAUAGCCGUUAUGUUUGUUUUCAUAGAUUCAGGAAUGAUCAGUUUUACACUCAUCUACUAUCACGCGUUCCCACCAGAAACUCGAUUUGAAAGGUUGUUGAUAAUACUUGUCUCGUUUAACGCUGUUGUAUAUAUUUUCUGUAUGAUAUUUUUAAGGCCUCCUUCAUCUAACAUACCGUCUGUUGAUGAAUCUGAACUUCAAACUUCAGGGUUUAAGUACGAAACAUUACAAGAAGAACGUCAAAUCUUAAAAGAAACGUCUUUCAGGGAUCUUCUUGUAAAUGCAGACUAUCAUUUACUGGCUUGGAUGUGCUCUUUGACGUUCGCUGUGUCCUUGUUGCUUAGUAACAACAUGACAGUGUUGACAAAAGAGGAGGAAUUAAGUUCGUUUGAUAAUGUGACGACCUUGUUAUAUCCUCCUAUUGUUAUUGUUUCAGCAUUAUCUUUCAGUGCAGUAUCGGAUAAAAUCAAAAAUGUCGUGUCACGAAUUACAUUCUUAAUAAUCGGUGGAUUAUUUCUUGCAUUAAGUUCUUUGCUGAAUGCAUUUUUGUCUUCACACAAAGCUGUAAUAGCAACAGCCUUAGUACUGGCAGCUAUUGGAACUGGAAUGGUAUAUACAAUAGGACCAACAACUAUGAGUGAACAAUUCCAUAUCGACAACUUCAUGCGAAAUUGGGGAAUCGUGAUGUUUAUGCGGGCGAUAUUGAUAAUAAUUCUACAUGUGAUAUUUGGUGCUUUUUAUGACAUAGAAAUUAAGGAUACAGAUGGGCUGUUUUGUAAAGGGCUACACUGCACACGUAACGGAUAUAUACUAACAUGUGUUGUAUCCUUUAUUGCUAUUGGACUAGGCGUUUGCUUAAACAUACGUGUAAACAAACGAAGGAGUCCAACAUAGGAACAUUCUUGAAUGAAUAUAUCAAAUGAAUAAUAAAUGAUGUUGAUG